Dreissena polymorpha is the source of this 3966-nucleotide messenger RNA. RefSeq lists its product as uncharacterized. The record is from RefSeq and is a predicted model, not a curated record. NCBI's taxonomy places the organism in Eukaryota, Metazoa, Mollusca, Bivalvia, Myida, Dreissenidae. The coding region runs from base 157 to 1668 and encodes 503 amino acids. Gene Ontology annotation, cellular component: cytoplasm. The transcript has 5 exons.
AUUUACAUUGGGAAACCAGAAUACACAGACCGAUACGUAAGUGUAAUAGAUAUCGAAGAUACAUAUUUUCGGAAAAUGUCAUACGUUUUUUAAGUUUUCUUAUCGAUGUGCGGUGAUAUGAGUUGCCAAUGACUGCUUGGAUUUGAUUGUCGACCGAUGAUGUGGGAUGCAUACCCCGUGAAGUUAAAAACGUUCUUCCAGGACAUACUUUCUGGUACUGGUAAAAUAUCAUUCCUCCAAAAAAUGGAUAGUGAAAACGACCGAGAUGGAUGUUGCGAUAAUUGUAACAUUUAUGGUUAUAUGUUACUGUGCUCCAACUGCAAAGGCGCCAUGUACUGCUCCAGACAAUGUCAGAAAGCAGACUGGAAGAAGCACAAAAGGCUCUGCAACACCUCAACGUCAUUUAAAACAGAUUCACAAAGCCCCAACAACGGUGAUAAAGAAGCGUUAGGUAUUUGUGCAUUUUGCCAACGUGUUGGAGCCCACAAGUGUGCCAAAUGUAAACGUACGUGGUAUUGCACGAGGGUAUGCCAAGCUGCAGACUGGAAACGUCACAAACCGGGAUGCAAACGCAAAUUUACGGACCAACAAACAACCAAGAUGAAGCCAGUAAAUGAUGUUGAUGUUCCCAGUAUUGACACAUUGUCGAUACAUGAACCGAAAUCAUUUGAUAAACCGAAACAAGACUUGACACCUGGUAAUGUAGAUAUGUUACUUACUCGUGAUUUUGACAACGGCAACACUAAAGUUUCAAGCACAAAUUCUACUCAAACAGAAACAAACAUGAAGAAGAAAGGCGUAAAUGAAAAACGAAAACGUGCUAGUGAAAUAAAAUCGGAAACUACAGAAGGAGCGAGUAACUACAAGUUGGAUAAUACAAACGAUUUUACGGAUCCGAAAUCUGGAAAUUGCAAUCGAUGCAAUAUCAUGGGCUGUACACAACGCUGUGCUAGAUGUAGAUCAAUAUUCUAUUGCUCAAAACCCUGCCAAAAAGAAGAUUGGACUUUUCAUAAAAAGUCAUGCAAAAAGGAAUACACAGAGGAAGAGAAACGAAUAAUCGACGAACGUCUAAGAGAAAAAAAGGAAGUAAUUAUUCUAAAGGAACUGGAAAAAGACACAGACAAAGUUGUUAUAAAUUCUUUUAGUGGAGGCACUGAUCGAUUUCUGAAAACCCUAAGUCCAGAGAAAGCACUCUUGGAAGCAUCUAGACAACAUGGUUCUCUUCAGAAAGCAAUUGAGUUGGCGAAGGAGUGGUUCCCUGACUGCGAAGUGUUAACAAAAUUUGAAAACGUUCCCAGAGAACCAAUGUCCAAAUUUGAACUGAUCAUGAUGAGGUCCCUUCAUAUGCAUACAUGGGUCCUUGUGGCAUUCAUGUACAGAUAUCACGAGCAUGCCAUGCGACACGGAGCAUAUCUGAAGGAUGAUAUUGACAGUGAAAGCAAAGUGGAAUUUUAUCUAGACCAUGUCGGAGAUAAUCCCGCCCCUUUCUUUACCUACCGUAUGGUGAAACCAGGCAAUUAUAUAUGCAUAGUGAGGCCACUCGUUCACGCGUUUAUGGACGGAACAAUAGGGUUCAAAAUAGAAGAUCCAUCUACUGUUUGUAUCAUUGAAAAAGACAUGCUUGUGCAGGACGAAUCAUUGUUAAGAGGUCUAGAUGGUUAUUUGUGAUUCUGUUGGUGCAUAUAGAUGGUAUUUGUUAGACGCCCCACGGUUUGAUUAAAGGGGGGUUGCUAAAAGUAAAAAAUUUUGUCGGCAAAAUGGGAUCCGGCAAUUUCUAAAAAUUUCUUAAAAUACUUGGAUGGAAGUUGGUUUACCGAAAAGAGGUAAUGGAAUUGAAGAUAAUGCACGACCGUGUUGGGUUUUUAUCAAAUGUAUUUUACUUAAAAAUAUCAAUAUUGAAAUAACUGACCUUAAGUACUUCAGAUAUAAUACUGAACCGUUGGACACACAUUAAUCUAAAGAUUGACCAUGUAACUUUUCUUCAAACGUUUUCACUGUUCAUCUGUGCCUUUCUUUCAGUACGUGUUGUUAUGUGUGUACAAAGGACAAAGCCUAUUUCUCUGUUCUUAGAUGUUUUAUUUAUAAAGGCGUUUUAUGACAUUAAUGAAUGCCAUUGCAUCAACUGAUCUUGGAUUUAAAAACAGAAAACGCACGCAAUUCGUUUAAACAUUAAAAUAAUGGCCUACGGCACUGGUUGGCUAUUUUAGAUGUGAUACAUUUUAUAAAUGCAAACGCAUCGUAUCAACAAAUCAUCUACAAAAAUUUGACUUAAAUGCGAAGAACUGAUGUCAACUUGAUGCGUAAGUGUUACACCCAUAUUGCAACACAUUCUUUUAACAGAUUAACAUUUGUCCAUUGGUUAUUAGCGUUCUCCCACAUAUGCGUAUUUAAACCGUGUAUAGCUAUUGGUUAAUAUAUAUCAUGACAAAUUAACAAUUCAACUAUAACUACAACCAGUGAGACAGCAUAUUUUUAUGGGUGGCAUUAAAAAAGAAGGUUCAAAUAACGAAGCGUGUGUCACGUAAUACAUUCAAAACAGAUACAUUGUUAAAGUAUAUAAAUUUAUGUAAAUACUAUCUUCAUAGAACAACUAAAUCAUAUAGAAAUAAGUAAUAUAGAAUAUAUUCAUUAUUGUUUAAUUAAGUAGAAACUGUUAUCAUAAAAGCAAAUAUUAAAUUGUAAUAAAUAAUAUGAAUAUUAUUGAGACGUAAACAUAAUAUUGAAUCACUCAUAAAUCAUGUUUAUAAAACGGGACUGUUAUUAUUAAAUCGUGUAGAAAUUAUCUUAAUGGAAUAUAUUCAAUUAAAAUACCAAUUUCUUAAAUUCGUAUUGAAAGUUAUUAUGUAAAUGAAUGACCCUCAAAUGUUAACUAGAUUUAGGCUAUUACGUCACAUAAAAUGCAUAUUAGACUAUCUGUAAAUGAAGCCACGAAAUUAGGCAUUAUGGUUUAACUCAAAAUUUGAUUCAUAUCUAAAUAAAGAGAAUCGUUGUCUUUUUGAAAAUAACACAAUAAACUAGAGAUUUAUACAAUUUAAUAAACGGAAAAAGACACUCAUUCAUAAUGAUAUAGAAGCGUCAUUUGGAUUGGACACUUAAUAUGUUCAUCACUAUUAUAUAUAAAUAGCCAUGAGGCCGUUUUAUACAAAUCCAAGAUUAUAAUAAAAAUGUUCAUUUUUACAAGAGAUCUUUAUUCAGCUCCAUAUAUAUGUAUAUGAAACAUUUCUGAUAGUCUUUCGCUUCCUCAUUUAUUUUCAUUACGCAAUUUCUCUCUACAGCAUGUAUGAUUUUAUUAACGUUUCACAAAGCAGUUUACUUUAUUUUGCGGCUUAACAGUUUCUGUUUUGGAAAAUAGCCUGAUUCAUCAUUACAAAAUAUGCGAUUUCACUCUCUUAAUCCGCCAUAAUGGCGAUCUGCUUGUCGAAGUUUUCCAAUCACUAUACCACUUGGCUGUAUGGGCGGAGCGAUCGAUCAUAAUUUGGCGACUGGUCAAUUCAAUCGCAGAACAUUUUAAGCGCAUCACAAUGAAAUUAUAUAAAUACAAUGUUUUAAUUUCAUUAACUUAAAGCAAUUUAUUUACCACUGAUAUUUGUAAAAAAAAUUAUAAAAUACGAAUGUUAUUGGUUUCCAAAAAGUUCUCGUUUAGUUUAUUGUUUCUUUCGUUGAAUUAAUGCACGACUAUUGGGAGUUAUUGUUCAUUACCUACCUAGAUCAUUAUUAUGGGAAAGUCUCUUCUAAACAGUCGAGACGACCAUAGGCGAGGCCUUAUACCACAAAUAUCACGGAAAAUCGAGACAUUAAUUUUUAAAACGUAGGCCAUUUUCUGAAAAUAUGUAUGUUCGUUAUCGAUUUCUCUUACGUAUGUGUCGGUGCAUUCUGGUUUCCCAUUGUAAAUUGGCUCCUUUCCAACUUGAUAAUGCAGAACAUCUAAUAUAAAAAUACAAUUUUUGGAAUUUUAUUUAUUUCAAA